This is a messenger RNA of Prunus armeniaca (apricot), 372 nucleotides long. NCBI's taxonomy places the organism in Eukaryota, Viridiplantae, Streptophyta, Magnoliopsida, Rosales, Rosaceae. The record is from the annotation of a GenBank genome assembly.
AUGACUCAGGAUGGGCCCAAGCCAUGUGCCUCAGAGUCAAGGCCCUCUUAUAGGGCAGCAGAAUGUGCAAGUGUAGGGAACUUUACCCGCACAGAUCUUUGUUGCCGCAUUGUGCUAUGGGGAGACACAGAGGGAGAUGGCAUAGAUGAUAAACGCCCUCAAAAAUUCGGCUCCAAGCCAAGUGAAGUGAACGAAAGCACCCACAGAGGAAUCUGCUGCUGCGGAAAGGAGUUGAGCAAAAAGGACCAUCUUUUGUCACUCAGGAGGCCGUUGUCGCGAUGCUGGAAAAGGAGCGAGGUCGAAGUCAGGAAGAUUGGACGUCGGCUUCUCCGUCGCCGUAUCCACAAGCUACUCCAGCAGCCACUAUCCUAA